Messenger RNA from Fusarium graminearum PH-1, 2374 nucleotides. RefSeq names its product fructose-2,6-bisphosphatase. Gene Ontology annotation, cellular component: cytosol. The record is from RefSeq and is a predicted model, not a curated record. Gene Ontology annotation, molecular function: fructose-2,6-bisphosphate 2-phosphatase activity; 6-phosphofructo-2-kinase activity; ATP binding. Lineage: Eukaryota; Fungi; Ascomycota; Sordariomycetes; Hypocreales; Nectriaceae. Gene Ontology annotation, biological process: fructose 2,6-bisphosphate metabolic process; fructose metabolic process. The transcript is spliced from 4 exons. The coding region runs from base 649 to 1977 and encodes 442 amino acids.
UCAUCCCCCAUCCCCUCAUCUCAUAUCGAAACAGUUUCUCCCCAAAGUCCUGGUUCCAUUGCUCCGGGUUGCUUCUGCUGCAGAUCACAUCCAAGGCCGUUUGUUUCUUGAUCUCUAUCGCCCAAAAAUCAGAUUUGUCUUGGUCGCAACAAACGCAAAACGGAGCAAGUCGUUGUAUCGACAAACGAAUUCUCCACUACAAGCGGAACCACGUUUACGGCACGUUGACUUAACCAUUCCCACUCUAUCUGGGACCAAUUCGCUGUGUCAUCGUCAUAUUAAACUUGAGAAGGAACAUCUAUUGUAUUCUCGCUGCUGUGCCUUCCACGUUUGAUCUUAGCUGAACCUGAACUUCCCCUGGAUCCAAUCACCAACGGGAACAAGUUAUCGAGGCCGUACUUUCCCAUUCACACUCUACCUCGGUCCACGCGAUUACUACUAGCUGCCUUACCUGACCUUUUAUCAGUCAUCGUCGAUUGGGUCACUGUCAUUCUACUUUGUUCCCCAUUUCAUGUGUCUGCAGUAUUGGAGCUUCAUCAUACCUGAUCAUUUUCAAGCUCUUGUCGUUCCCGGACCUUGAUUUGUUCGCUCAGUACCAGUCGUACUCAAUUCACACCGCCCAACUUACACCCCAACUACCUAAUCAAGAUGCCUUCUCGAACCAACGGCGUCGGUGUCCAGGCCGAAGAUACCAGGAUCUGUGUGGUCAUGGUCGGUCUCCCAGCCAGAGGCAAGAGUUAUAUCGCCCAACGAGCCCAGCGAUAUCUUCAAUGGCUCUCCAUCCCAGCUCAAACAUUCAACGUCGGUAACUACCGCCGCAAUGACGCUCCCCAGCCCACGGCCGACUUUUUCGACAUCAACAACCCUGAAGGAGAGCGCACUCGUCGCGCCGCCGCCGAAGCUGCUGUUGCAGACAUGCUAGCCUGGUUCCGCUCUGGCGGUAUUGUCGGUAUACUCGAUGCUACCAACUCGACUUUGGAGCGUCGCAAGUGGGUUCUGGAGGUUUGCAAUGAGAAUGGAAUUGAGGUUCUUUUCGUUGAGAGCAAGUGCGACGAUGAGGAGCUCAUCAUGGCCAACAUUCGCGAUGUCAAGACUACCAGCCCAGACUAUCGCGGCCAGGACCCUGAGACUGCCGCCCUUGAUUUCCGCAACCGUAUUCGUAAUUAUGAGAAGGUGUACUGCACCAUCGACGCCGAGGGCAAGGAGUCGCAUUUGACUUACCUGAAGAUCAUGGAUGUUGGCAAGCAAGUCAUCAUUAGCCGAAUCCGGGAUUAUCUCCAAAGCCGAAUCGUCUACUACCUCAUGAACCUCCACAUCCGCCCUCGCUCUGUUUGGCUGUCAAGGCACGGCGAAUCGUUGUACAACAUCGAUGGCAGAAUUGGUGGUGAUACUCUUCUUUCUCCCCGUGGCGAGCAAUACGCCAGAAAGCUACCUGAGCUUGUCCGAAAAUCAGUCGGUGAUGAUCGCCCACUUACAGUAUGGACGUCGACCUUGCGGCGAACGAUUGCCACAUCUCGCUUCCUUCCUGACCACUACAAUCAACUACAGUGGAAGGCACUUGAUGAGCUUGACUCCGGUGUAUGUGACGGCUUGACCUACCAGGAAAUCAAGGACCGAUAUCCUGAGGACUUUGCCGCACGUGACGAAGACAAGUACAACUACCGCUACCGUGGCGGAGAGUCAUAUCGCGACGUUGUCAUCCGUCUCGAGCCUAUCAUCAUGGAGCUUGAACGCAGCGAGGACAUCCUUAUUGUCACUCACCAGGCCGUGCUUCGAUGUAUCUAUGCAUACUUCAUGAAGAAGGACCAGUCCAAGAGCCCUUGGAUGAAUGUCCCUCUCCACACACUGAUCAAACUCACACCUGGCGCCUAUGGUACCGAGGAAGUCCGCUACGAGGCUAACAUCCCUGCCGUCAGCACAUGGAGAGGUAAGGGUAGUACCGCUAAGCACGAGAACCCGGCUCCUGGUGUCAUGUAAUCAAUGUUACAGUAUCAGUGACGAAGCCAGGUAGAAGCUAUAUUUCAGAGCCACAUAGUUUCGCGACGCUCAGGGAAAAGCUUUUUUAUGAUUUGGAACGAGCACGCAUCUGGAACAAAUUUGGGAGCAUGACGAAACGACAAAGCAUCUUUUGGGAACAUUCUAUGACUAUUUGCUAUAAGGGGGGAGCUUGAACGAUAUCUGCCAGGACCAAGUAUUCGGAAACAAAAACAUAAGUGGCAUAGGGUCAUGAAGACACGACGAAAGGAUUUGGGCAUGGCUCUGUACAGGAUUAACGGCGUUCUUUUGCUAUUUGUCUAAUAGCGGAUCAGGCUGGACAAUAACCAGCGUACAAACAAUGAUAUCAAAAAACAUGAUAACUGCAGUCUAAAAAGGC